AUGAGACGAUUGCCGAUUGACCAUCACCUUAUUACUGCAUUGGUUGAGAGGUGGAGGCCAGAGACUCACACCUUCCACAUGCCUGUUAGAGAGAUGACUAUUACUUUACAGGAUUUAGAGGCCAUUCUAGGUUUGGCCACUGAGGGUCGAGUAGUUACUGGGUAUACGCAUGGCAACUGGCGGGAUGUAAUCCAACAGUACAUGGGUCUGAUGCCACGAGAAAUUGAUUUAGAGGGCGGGAAUCUUAAGAUGAGUUGGUUGACCGGUCAUUGGGCUCAUUGGGUUGAGCACUCAGCUACUCAACAAGGACAGAUUAUUUACACUUGUGCGUAUCUUAUGCGUCUUUUCGGAGGACCAUACCCGCAUAUUUGCCAUUUGCGGUUUCCACAGGGGACUCUACCUGUAACUGAUGAUAUUACCUGA
Messenger RNA from Gastrolobium bilobum, 423 nucleotides. Its product is annotated as protein MAIN-LIKE 2-like. The transcript has 2 exons. The coding region runs from base 1 to 423 and encodes 140 amino acids. Gene Ontology annotation, biological process: meristem development; meristem maintenance. The record is from RefSeq and is a predicted model, not a curated record. NCBI's taxonomy places the organism in Eukaryota, Viridiplantae, Streptophyta, Magnoliopsida, Fabales, Fabaceae.